Molecule: messenger RNA, 675 nt
Organism: Acytostelium subglobosum LB1
Lineage: Eukaryota; Evosea; Eumycetozoa; Acytosteliales; Acytosteliaceae
Exons: 1
Coding region: 1-675 (224 amino acids)
Biological process (GO): proteolysis
Molecular function (GO): aspartic-type endopeptidase activity
Source: RefSeq, a predicted model, not a curated record
AUGGUCACUGAACUGAGCAAGAGUGUUGCCAAGAACAACAACACUCCCAAGGGUGAUAACAAACCUUUGACCAAGGAUGCUAUCAAGACGGCUACUGAUAAGAAGAGAAAGCUGGAGCACACUUCCACGUCUACUCCCAAACCUGAGGGAUGUUUCAGAUGCAAGUCUCUCAAACAUCAGUUGAGGAACUGCCCGUUGCCAGACGUCCGCACUGAAGAGGAGAAGAAGGCAGCUGAGGAGAGGAAGGCACAAUGGAUCAAGUCCAAACAACCGGCCAAGUCGACGUACCCUGGUACCAAGACACCAGGCAAGACCAAGGAGAUUUCAACUGUUGCCAUUGUUGAUGACGACCGGCUGACCAAGGUCAAGAUUGAUUCGGGUGCUGACACCUCAGUCUUGCCUGCGCACUGGGCUCACAACAUGCCAUUGGAGAAGUCCGACACUGUACUUAGAGGAUUUGAUGGAUCAACUGUAGCCUCUAAGGGCAUAACUGUAAAGGAACUUAAAGUAAAGAACAAGUUUGGUCUUUAUGUGUCUGUGUCUGUGUGUUUUGAAGUGAUUGAUUGUGAUGAGAAUGCCUCGAUACUGAUCGGUAGAGACCAUCUUCAACACACCGCAUCAACACUCGACUUUGGUUCAAACAUCUGGUCAUCAAUGCUCCGUAAGUUCAGGUGA